AAAAGUAAUACAUCCAUUCAUUCUCACCUUCAUUCUCAAGCAAAACAUAUACAACAUUUAUUCAAAAUUCAAUCUCAUCAUCUUCUACAUCUCCUCUUACAAUGGCACUUAGCAACAACAUCGUCGGAGCUAUAAACUUCGUGGCGAUGCUUCUUUCAAUCCCUAUCAUCGCCGCCGGUAUUUGGCUCUCUUCUCAGUCCGAUAACUCUUGCUUGAAACUCCUCCAAUGGCCUGUGAUCUCCUUAGGUAUCUUAGUUUUGUUAGUAGCAUUAGCAGGAUUUAUCGGCGCAUUUUGGCGGAUACCUUGGCUACUUCUCUUCUACCUUAUAGCUAUGCUCAUAGUGAUAUUUCUCCUAGCAAGUUUAGUAAUAUUCAUCUAUGUAGUCACAAACAAUGGUGGUGGUCACACUGCACCUAACCGAGCUUAUUUAGAAUAUCACUUGGAUGACUAUUCGGGAUGGCUUCGACGAAGAGUUGAGAGCUCCUACAAAUGGAAUCGAAUCAAAGCAUGUCUAAGCUCAACAACAACUUGCUCGGUGUUGAAUCAAACUUAUCGUUCCGCUCAAGAUUUCUUCAUCGCACCUCUCACUCCCUUAGAGUCGGGAUGUUGUAAGCCACCGACGAAAUGCGGGUAUACAUUUGUGAACCCGACGUAUUGGAUUAGUCCUAUCGACCUCAGUGCCGAUCUUGAUUGCUUGCUAUGGAGCAAUGAACAGACAGUUUUAUGUUACUCAUGUUCUUCUUGCAAAGCUGGUCUACUUGCAAAUAUAAAGAGGGAAUGGAGAAGAGCAGACCUUAUCCUUGUUCUCACAUUGGUGGCUCUCAUUGUAGUCUAUGUGCUUGGUUUUUUGGCUUUCAGAAAUGCUAAGACUGAUGAACUCUUUAGGAAAUAUCAACAAGGUUAUACUACUUGAAAACAUAUAUAUUUGACUACAUGUAUUUUAUUUCUAUCUAUCUAUCAAUACUUUGUGAUCAAGAAAUUAAGAUUUGUGUUCUUUUGAGGGAAUAUUUGUUUAAUUUUUUUGGUGUGAUAUGAUAAUGAAGGUUAGGGUUUUUAGUGGGAAGGGAAUAAAGGAAAUAGAUCUCUUUAGGUUUUUUAUGGAUAUGUAUCAUGUGUACCU
Molecule: messenger RNA, 1121 nt
Organism: Dioscorea cayenensis subsp. rotundata (Guinea yam)
Lineage: Eukaryota; Viridiplantae; Streptophyta; Magnoliopsida; Dioscoreales; Dioscoreaceae
Product: protein TORNADO 2
Exons: 2
Coding region: 102-914 (270 amino acids)
Biological process (GO): auxin-activated signaling pathway
Cellular component (GO): plasma membrane; plasmodesma
Source: RefSeq, a predicted model, not a curated record